Molecule: messenger RNA, 1578 nt
Organism: Vicia villosa (hairy vetch)
Lineage: Eukaryota; Viridiplantae; Streptophyta; Magnoliopsida; Fabales; Fabaceae
Exons: 1
Coding region: 1-1578 (525 amino acids)
Molecular function (GO): nucleic acid binding; RNA-DNA hybrid ribonuclease activity
Source: RefSeq, a predicted model, not a curated record
AUGUGCUAUCCCUUAGAGGAAGGGGGACUUGGUAUCCGAUCGAUAAUCAAGGUGAACGAAUCUUACAAUCUUAAGUUAGCUUGGGAUUUACAUAACUCUAUGGAGUCUUGGGCAGUUUUACUGAGGCAAAGGGUUUUGAGAAAAGGAUGUUUCAUUAAACAUCAUAUUAACUCCUCUCUUUGGACUAGCAUGAAAUAUGAGGUUUCUACUGUGGAGGAAAACACGACUUGGAUGGUUGUUAAUGGAUCUUCUAUAAAUCUUUGGUCUGAUAGUUGGUGCGGGAAACCGCUUCUCUUUGCUGUCUUGGAUAUUUCUAAUAUCAUUGAGCAAUCUGUCUGUAGCAUCAUAUCCAAUGGUAGAUGGGACUUCUCCAAAGCCUUGUUUCCCAUACCGCUGGAUCUUCAAGAGAGAACUUUACGCUGUCAUAUCCCGAUUGUUCCUCGGCCGGAUGGUAGAGUUUGGACUGAUUCUCCGAAUGGCGAUAUUACCGCCAAGAUUAGCUUUAAUUUCAAAAGGUCAAUUGGGCUUUGCAAGGAUUGGUGGCAAUGGAUUUGGUCUAAAUCCAUUCCUCCUUUCAAGUCCGCUUUCGUGUGGAAGCUUCUUUACUGCAAAGUUUCUACGGAUGAACAAUGGCAUAGAAGAAAUUUUUCUUUUCCGUCGCGAUGCUGCUUAUGUAAGGAAGCGCAGGAAACGACGCAUCAUCUUUUCUUCAACUGUAAGUUUGCUUCUUUUCUUUGGUCUUGGUUGAGUAAAAUGCUGAAUAUCUCUUCUCCUAUUCUUGAUUGGCCCGACUUAUGGGCUUUAUGCCGGAAGUUCGGCUCGGGUCAAUGCAAGAUUGUCUCCACUGCUGCCAUAGUCUUUAUCCUUAAUGCCAUUUGGUUGGCUCGAAAUAGGCUGAAAUUUCAGGAUGCUCCUCCUUCUAUUCAAAGUUCCAUCUCUUCCAUUGUUGACUCUGUGGCUUUAGCCGGUGGCUCCCCUACUGUUGGUUCCUUUUUGAAUAUGCAGGAUUUUGUCAUGCUGAAGAAUUUUCAUGUUCCUAUUCGGCCCCGCAAAGCCCCUAAUAUUUUGGAGGUGAUCUGGAAACCCCCUCCUAGGAACUGGAUCAAAAUAAACUGUGAUGGUACCUCUAGCCCUUCUGGUUUGUCUGCUUGUGGAGGCAUUGCGCGAAACUCUGACGGUAAUUUUUUGGGUGCAUUUGCUGAUUUUUUGGGUGUUGCUAACUCUCUCAUUGCCGAACUUUCGGGUGCCAUGAUGGCAAUUGAGUUCGCCUAUGAGAAGAAUUGGAGCAAUAUUUGGUUGGAAACGGACUCAACGGCGGUGGUCAAAGCUUUUAAUUCUCCCUACACUGUGCCUUGGUUCAUUAGAAAUAGAUGGUUUAACUGUAUAAGUUUAGUUGCUAAUUGGAAUUUUGUAGUUUCCCAUAUUUACCGGGAAGGAAAUAGUUGUGCUGACACCUUAGCUAGUCUUGGGCUGAAUAUUACUAGCUCUACUUAUUUUGCUUCCAUUCCUAUCUGUUUAAGGGCUGAUUUUGUUAAGAAUAGGAUAGGGAUGCCUUUCUAUAGGUUUAUCUCCUCCUGA